AUGGUUUCACCCUUUCUCACUCCUAGGACGUCUAGGAAGCACGCAACUGAUACGAUAGGACCCUCUCCGAGGCAAACGAGCAUUCUUCCUACACCACUGACAGUUGGUAGUGGUAGAAAAGGACGAGUUCUAUUCCCAGAUCAAAAGUCACUGAAAUCUCGAAACCUUACGGCCACUCUUCAGAAGCUCAGCGAGGAUAACCAGAAAAAGCAACCAACCACACCACCCCGGCCAACAACCCCGCAGGACCAGAUUCUCACCGAGCCUUCUACUCCUUACAGUGCUGGAUUAGGCAUCUGGGGUACUGAUAAUGACACGAUACGCGUGGUGAACGUGGACGAUCUCAAACACAUUCCUCGCAAGAAGCUUCCGAAUCCUUUUCUCGAGUCUCAUGCGCCCAAGCCAAAGAGGCAGCCCACUCAAGUCGACCUAGCGACUCAGAUGGAACUUGUGAAUCACCGUACAGGGGAGCGCAAGGUGGAACAAUUACUGGAAGAGCAGCGCAGGUUCAAGCCUCGCAAGCUCGAUUUCACACUGGCUAUGAAUCCAGUGAAGGUGAACUAUAACAUAGCCAACAAGUUUGUUGGUAAGAACAUGGGCAAGGCAUUUACGAUGGAAGAUUCAAGCAAGCAGGGCUUCAGUAUCUUCAGUGAUGGGGAUGUGUCGAAUUAG
This is a messenger RNA of Candidozyma duobushaemuli, 672 nucleotides long. RefSeq lists its product as uncharacterized. The record is from RefSeq and is a predicted model, not a curated record. NCBI's taxonomy places the organism in Eukaryota, Fungi, Ascomycota, Pichiomycetes, Serinales, Metschnikowiaceae. Bases 1 to 672 code for a protein of 223 amino acids. The transcript has a single exon.